Molecule: messenger RNA, 3214 nt
Organism: Chinchilla lanigera (long-tailed chinchilla)
Lineage: Eukaryota; Metazoa; Chordata; Mammalia; Rodentia; Chinchillidae
Product: zinc finger protein 717-like
Exons: 5
Coding region: 910-2625 (571 amino acids)
Biological process (GO): negative regulation of transcription by RNA polymerase II
Molecular function (GO): DNA-binding transcription repressor activity, RNA polymerase II-specific
Source: RefSeq, a predicted model, not a curated record
UGCAAAAGAGCACUGGGUGAGUUCCAAGAGAGGACAGCACAGGCUGGGAAGCAGCAGAACUUUAUAUUUUAUUUCAGUGUGAGGAGGGGUCUGGGAAUGUCAUCCUAAGAAUACUUUGAUCAGGUCAUGGUGGUCCCGCGGUCCACCCCUCAGAUGUAGACAUAGCCAAGCGUUGUUUGAAGAGUGCCAUUCUUUGACAGAGUCCAGAAUCUGUACAGUUGCUAGAAACAAUCCCUCCAGGCAAAAGUAAUAAGUGUGUAGGAUUAGCUGGGGUCAGUGGCCAAGGGAGUCCGGAUAAAGAAUAUAUGUCUGCAUUUGAAAGAAACUUCAAAUUCUACUGAGCUGGGGGUAGAAUUUAUGUCCUUCAAGACAUGUCAAGAGGUUAGAACUUCUAACGUUUGCGUACGGAGCGUGCACGCUGAAAAGCUACUGGUAUACUACAGACUCAUCAUUCAGCUUCAAUACGGCCUUAAAGGACAUAACAUAAAAUAACCAUGGCUCCCCAAUAGUUAGGGACCAGUUUUAAAACAUCAGAUCCUGCUCUUCUUGUCAGAGAAACGUCACAUUCUUUGUUCUGGCCCGACCGCGCAGAGGGUUGUGGGAAAUGUAGUCUAAUCCCCAACAACGACGUCUCUCAGGAACAGGAAAUAACUUUGCGGCUCUCUUUUACGCACGCGUAGUCCCGCCUUACGCCAUUUUCUCCCGGAAGUUCCUGGCCCUGCCCCGCCCAGUAGCUCCUCGGCCCUCUGAGGUGCUUCGGUCUCCGUCCCCGGAGGGUGGUAGGAGGACGGAAGAGCAGCCCUGAUCCUGGGGAACGGGACAGCUAAUAAGUGAAGUAUUUUGAGGAGGAGGAUAAUCUAGGUCCACGCCUGCCUCGCACAACUGUCUUACAUUUGACUUCUCUCAGCUAUGCCUCCAGAGUCCUCUGUGUGUUUCAAAGAGCGACAAAAAAUGAAUAAAUCUCCGGUGUUGGUGUCAUUUGAGGAUGUGGUUGUGGACUUCACCUGUGAGGAAUGGCAGGACCUGGAUGAUGCUCAGAGGACCCUGUACAGGGAUGUGAUGCUGGAGACCUACCGCAGCCUAGAGUUAUUGGGCCAUUGCAUCACUAAACCUGCAGUGAUCUUUAAACUGGAGCAAGGAGCAGAGCCAUGGAUGGGAGAAGAAUCUCCAAAUUUAAGCCCCCCAGAUGUCCAGAAAGCAGAUGACAUAAUUGAGACCAGCCACCAAAGUGGAGAUAGACAUAUGUGGCAAGUUGUAAUCACCACCAAGAACACAUCAUCUGAAAACCAAGUUGAAUUAAGAAAUACUUUUAAUUUGAGCUCUAGUCAUAUUUCAGAUUUGAUUAUAAAUAAUGCAAACUAUUCAGUAUUGAAACCUGAAGAAAAUGUUUGUCAGAACACACAUAGCCCCAGUGAGCCUGGUGAGAUGGAUACUGGAGAGAAAUCUCAUUUGUGUACUAUAACUGGAAAAUCCCUGAGGUAUCCUGAGCAUUUUGGUCAGCAUCCCAAAAAUCCAGCCAGGCGACAGAAUUUUCAAUCUAGUGGACAAUGGAAAGCCUUCACCAACGAGGCAACAUUAUUGAAAGAAUGCAUUACAUAUAAGAGGGUUCCUGUGGGGCAGGCCUGCUGGGAGCAUAAUGAAUCUGGGAAAGCCUGUGAGAAGUCCGCUGUCAUUGCUAAGGUAGGGAGGAAAACUCUUUAUAAAAACUGUGAUCUCAUUACACAUCAGACACACAUGGAGGAGAAAUGCUGUGAAUGUGGGGAGUGUCAGAAAAACUUCAUUACUAAAUUAGACCUUCUAAUACAUCAGAAGAAACAUUCAGCAAAAAAACCUUAUGCAUGUAACCAGUGUGAAAAAUCCUUCAGCUACAAGUCAGACCUUAUUGUGCAUGAGAGAAUUCAUACAGGGGAGAAGCCAUAUGCUUGCAAUAAGUGUGGCAAAACCUUCAGCCGUAAGUCAACUCUCACUAUCCAUGAGGUAAUUCACACUGGGAAGAAGCCCUAUGAAUGUCAUGAGUGUGGAAAGACAUUUCACCAGAAGUCAAACCUUACCAGUCACCUGAGAACUCACACAGGAGAAAAGCCCUAUGAAUGUAACGAAUGUGGAAAAGCAUUUGGCCAGAAGUCAAACCUCAGAACACAUCAGUGUAUUCACACAGGGGAGAAACCAUAUGAAUGUAAAGAAUGUACUAGAAGUUUCUACCAUAAACCAGCACUCACUAUACAUGAGCGAACUCAUACCGGUGAGAAGCCCUAUGAAUGUAAUGAAUGUGGUAAAACCUUUUGCCAAAAGUCUUACAUCAGGAAGCAUCAGAGAACUCAUACUGGGGAGAAACCCUAUGAGUGUAAUGAUUGUGGAAAAACAUUUGGCCAGAAAUCAUAUCUCAGUAAACAUGAGAUAAUCCAUACUGGGAGAAAACCCUAUGAAUGUAACCAGUGUGGAAUAACCUUUUCCCAGAAAUCAAACCUCAGUAGGCAUCAGAGAACUCACACAGGAGAAAAGCCUUUUGAGUGUAAUGAGUGUGGAAAAACCUUUGGCCAGAAGUCAAGUCUCACAGUCCAUCAGGGAUCGCACAAAGGGCAGAAACCAUAUGAACGACAAUAUAGGAGAAGCUUCUUCCAUUAAGCAUAGUGCACAAGAAAAAUCACACUGGGUAGAAAGCAUAUGAGUGUAAUCAAUGUGGAGAGAACUUUGAGCAGAAUUAAAGGUCAUUAAACAAAAGAUAACUAUACUUGGGAGAAGCCCUACGAAAGAGGAAAAACCUUUUAACAUCAUAGUAGGCAUUACAAAGCUUAUAUGGGAGACAGCUAUGAACAUGGCAUUACUUCCUCAAAAAUCACAUUUCAGUGUGUAAUGGCAAAGUCUUCAUUGCAGAGACUGGGUUAUGUCUCCUAAAACCAUUUUAUUCUGUCUGUAAUGCAGUCUUCAUUUCUGGCUUUAACUUGUUGUGGCCAUCACUGGUUUGGGGCUGUUCUUGGAGAGUACAGACAGGCAUGAGCAUUAUGUCCAGGCCUGGCAACAUAAAAGACAGUGACCAUGUGCUCCUCUAAUUUCUCAUGUCUUUAGAACUGAAGUGCAGGUGACUCGGCAGAUAAAUAAGAAAAGAUCACUGUGGGUUAAGACAAAUGAAGAGAACAAGAUCUUUCCAGCUGUAUCCUUGUACCCUUAAUUUUUUUUAUGAAAGGGAGAAGUAAAUCUCUAUUCUGCUGUUCCA